AUGGACUCGUCAAUAGGAAUAAAGGGACGCAACUUCGCAAUAGUGGCUGCAGACACAAAGAUCUCCAGCUCCAUUCUUGUAGUCAAGGAAAACCACGAGAAGUUCCAGGUGAUCAAGGACAGGAUUGUAAUGGCGAUGACAGGGAAUCAGGGGGAUGCAUUCAGGACCAUGCUCUAUGUGUCGGAGAGUGCCUUGUAUGAAGAGAUACAGAACGGGAUAGAGCUCAGUCCAAGUGUAUUGGCGCACAUGAUCCAAAACAAGGUCCAUGAAUCCCUUCGAAGGAGGCAGCUUGACAUAUCGUCAAUAGUAGCAGGAAGAGGGCCUGAAAAAUACGACCUAUGGUCUGUUGACAAAUAUGGAGCAAUCUCCUCAGUGCCCUUCUGUGCCAGUGGAUAUGCCGCAUACUUCGUGUAUGGAAUCCUUGACAGGGAGUACUCUGAAGACAUUACUAUUGAUGCAGCCUUGAGCAUCAUGCAGAAGUGUGUUAAUCUAUUGAAGGAGAGGCUUAUGAUCAAUCUGGAGGGAUUCAUGGUGAAAAUAGUUACUGACGAUGGAAUCUUGACCAGAACCUUGGUCCCGGAAAUAAAAGGUUGA
Molecule: messenger RNA, 594 nt
Organism: Encephalitozoon cuniculi GB-M1
Lineage: Eukaryota; Fungi; Microsporidia; Unikaryonidae
Exons: 1
Coding region: 1-594 (197 amino acids)
Biological process (GO): proteasomal protein catabolic process
Cellular component (GO): proteasome core complex
Source: RefSeq, marked provisional